AUGGGGCAGCCGCACUUCUCGAGACCGGUCAAUCCAGCUGCUUUCGCUGAAGAGGUGGAUCACACCCCAACCGAUGCCGGCAUGGGGGUAGAUGUUUUGGAAUCGGGUGACACCACACCUCCUACGAAGAGGAAAAGCAAGUUCUCAAGCUUUGGCAAGAUCUUUAAGCCCUGGAAGUGGAGGAAAAAGAAAAGCAGUGACAAAUUUAAGGAGACCUCAGAAGUUUUAGAACGAAAGAUCUCUAUGCGAAAGCCAAGAGAGGAGCUGGUAAAAAGAGGGGUUCUGUUGGAAGACCCUGAGCAGGAUGGGGAAGAACCAGACAAGCUGAACCCGCCCGCACUGAAGAAUGGCCACACAGUCCCGAUCGGUGGUCCUGGGGUUUGUAACCAAGAGGAGGAGGCCACAAAGCCAUCCAGCCUUAGGAAGCCUGUUCCAGCUGAGGAACCAAAGAAAAGGCAGGGCUCCUCCAGCAGCCACUCGGGACCCGAACUGGAACCACCUCAGGAGCUCUAUGUUCCCAGGCAGCCUCUGCUUCCUCCAAAAAGACCUCCUUCCACAUCCCAAGAGGCAAAUGAAGCACAGGCGAAGGACCCAGCACCUGCCCCCUCCACCACAGCCCUUCCUGCAGCAAAGACAGUCAAUCCCACUGCUGCCCCUUCCCCAGCCCCCAGGACUCUGCCCCCUGCUCUCACCAGUGCCAACACUACUGCUCCCACGAGUACAACCAGCACAGCUCCUGCCAAACAGCCACCCGUCCCCCCUCCCAAACCUGUCAACAGGAACAGCAACUCGGUAAUAGCUGAGCUUUCUCAAGCAAUGAACAGUGGUACAAGCUUGUCUAAGCCUUCCCCGCCUCUCCCACCGAAGAGAGGCCUCCUCCCUGCACUGCCCCCGAUGCACGUCACCUCUGCCUACCCCCCCCCCUCCCCUUCACCCCCACUGCCCACACACGUACCCCCUGAACCUCCACGUAUGCCCCUGCCUGCCUCCACCCCUGUGUUGGACCCUCCGCGCUCCCUGGACCUACCCAAAGAGACUCCUCCUCCUCCUCCUGAAGAGUUCAGGUCCUUGGAAGCAGCGAAGAGGACGGCAGAGCAGGGGUUUGGUGACCCUCACAUGCUGCCUCGCCUGCCCCAAAUCCCGCUGCACAUCCGUAUCCAGCAGGCUCUGGCCAGCCCUCUGCCCGUCACCCCACCUGCAGAGGGCUCACACAGGGCUCACUCGUUGCUCUUUGAGAAUGAUGGCUUUGGAGAAGACAAUGGCACCCUGGGCAGGACGAGGUCCCUGCCUGUCACCAUCGAGAUGCUGAAAGUUCCAGACGAUGAGGAAGAGGAAGAAGAUGACCAGGAAGAGGAGCAGAAUUUGGGUCCUCGUGUGUAUAUUGGAGAUGUGCCAUCUGUCACAGUCAUCCCCAAACUGGUACCCCAGGUUCUGCCAGAGGAGCAGGAAGAAGAUGAAGGGAUGAGCGACUCUGACUCGGAGGGGCCCAUCCUGUACAAAGAUGAUGAGGAUGAGGAAGAAGAUGAAAGCCAUAACAGCACGCUGGCUAACAAAGUGAAGAGGAAAGACACGCUGGCUAUAAAGCUGGGGAACACAACCACACCACAGGAGGAGAAGCUUGAGAGCAAGGAGGAGUGGAAUGAAAUCCGGCACCAGAUUGGGACGACGCUGAUCAGGCGACUAAGUCAGAGACCGACCGCGGAGGAACUGGAGCAGAGGAACAUACUUCAACCGAAGAAUGAAGCUGACCGUCAGGCUGAGAAGCGGGAGAUCAAGCGCAGGCUCACCAGAAAGCUUAGCCAAAGGCCUACAGUGGCAGAGCUGCAGGCCAGGAAGAUCCUGAGGUUUAAUGAAUAUGUGGAAGUAACAGAUGCUCAAGACUAUGACCGGCGAGCAGAUAAGCCAUGGACAAAGCUAACGCCAGCCGACAAGGCUGCCAUCAGGAAGGAGCUGAAUGAGUUUAAGAGCUGUGAAAUGGAAGUCCAUGAGGACAGCAAGCAGUUCACGAG
Nestor notabilis (Kea) is the source of this 2009-nucleotide messenger RNA. It is a transcript of the gene PHACTR4, whose product is annotated as phosphatase and actin regulator 4. The record is from RefSeq and is a predicted model, not a curated record. NCBI's taxonomy places the organism in Eukaryota, Metazoa, Chordata, Aves, Psittaciformes, Psittacidae. Gene Ontology annotation, molecular function: actin binding. Gene Ontology annotation, biological process: neural crest cell migration; actin cytoskeleton organization.